AUGCAGGCACCCAUGCCCAAGAGCCCACUAGGCCCCACAUAUAUCGAAGAGAAGCCACCACUACGUGCAUGUGAUGUCGCGGAGGAGUACUUCAAGAAAGAGAUGGCGCGACACGAGGGUGUGGCAGGCGCAGUCAAUGCGGGCACCAUCGUCAUCGUACACGACCAAUGCUAUGGCCAUCGCUUUUCACGACCCAAGACACCCAAAAGCCACCUCAGCUUGAUCAUGGAGCGACCAGAGAGGAUAUUGGCGAGCGUUUUGGGUAUUUCGGCAGCCUACGUACGACUAGGCGAGCGUCACGCCGAGGGCAACCACCCACCACAUCCUCACCAUAAUCCGCCCGAGCGUAUACCAUUCAAGAUUCGCAAGACUUCGCGCGCAGUCGACAUUACAUCACAGGUCGUUACGAACGUACAUGGAACAAAAUGGAUGGGCGAAUUGAAGUCACUGUGCGACAACGCAGAGCGGAAGCUGGCAACAACAGGGAAAGAGCUGGCCAGGGAUGCCCCUGUGAUUCCAGGACAAGCGCCAAAGCAACAACUACAUGCUGGAGACUUGUACCUCUGUUCCGAAUCCCUGAAUGCUCUCCAAGGCGCUCUCGGAGGUGUUUUGGAUGCUGUGGAUGCUGUCUUUCAAGGGACAAGUUUUGGUGGCGGUCCCUCUCGAGCUUUCGUGUGUAUACGCCCACCCGGUCAUCACUGCUCCGACGAUUUUCCUUCUGGUUUCUGCUGGUUGAAUAAUGUUCAUGUCGGUAUCGAACACGCCAUAAUGACAUAUGGGCUCACACAUGCGGCAAUCAUUGACUUCGAUCUGCACCACGGAGAUGGCUCCCAAGCUAUCACCUGGGCGCGCAACAAGAAAGUUCAGAACAUGUCCAAGAACACACCCAAUUGGAAGAAGACCUCGAUCGGCUACUUCAGCUUACACGACAUCAACUCAUACCCAUGCGAGGACGGCGAUGACGACAAGGUCCAAGCGGCUAGUUUGUGCAUCGACAACGCGCACGGCCAAUCUAUCUGGAACGUGCAUCUGCAAUCAUGGAAGACACCAGAGCAGUUUUGGGCAAUAUACGAGGAGAAGUACUUGGUACUGCUUGAAAAGACGCGGCAGUAUCUCAAACAUCACACCAACCGCCUACGGGCUUCACCGAACCACCCCGCACCCAAGGCUGCCAUCUUCCUGUCCGCUGGUUUUGAUGCGAGUGAGUGGGAGACUGCUGGUAUGCAGCGCCAUAGCGUCAACGUACCUACCGAAUUCUACGCUCGAUUCACCCGCGAUGUAGUCCGCUUGGCUGAAGAAGAGGGUACAUCUGUAGAGGGUCGUGUUAUCUCGGUGUUAGAAGGCGGCUAUAGCGAUCGAGCACUUACUAGUGGUGUGUUCAGUCAUUUGAGCGGUCUUGUGGACGGCCAGGUCUGGAAGGAUGCGGAACCAUCAACGGGCCUCGCCUUGUCAAUGCGCAACAGACUUAGUGGACUCAGCAUACAGGAUGAGGACGCUAUUAUGCAGUCAGUAGAGGCAGAGCUCACGCCUGUCAGUUAUGAUCCUGUAUGGUGGCAUGCAAACCGACUGUCGGAGUUGGAGGGCCUCGUUCCGCCCCCACCCGUGACUGCCUCAAAGGUGACACGCGCUGACCGCCUGGCACAUUUCUCUUCACCCACUCAGUCCUACGUCGCCAAAGUCGUCGACCCAACGAAGAUUAACCGUAGCCUUUCUGCCAAGUACGCUUCGAGUCCAUCGAGAGCGCCGACCCCACCACCGCCAGAGGUUGACUGGGCUACCGCCGCUCAUGCUCUGAGUGGUUUGCUAAUACCUUCUGAUCGUCAAACACGCAGUUUCAGACCAGAGGAUUUAGCAGAAGUGAAGGUCAAGAAAGAGAAGCAGGCUGCACCUGCUCCGACAGCGGCCCAUGCAGACAAGUCAGGACGACAAUUGCGUGGUCGAAAAGCCGCCCCAUCUUACGCUGAGCCUGGAUCUGACGACGGAAAGGCGUCUCGUGUAGAGUCACGGGCAAGUAGGCGGCAGACAAUCGCCGACUUUGCACCAGCCAGUUCAGAGGCUCCAGCUCCAGCACGCUCUUCCUCCCGUCGCAUGAGUAUCGCUUCUAGCGUCUCAUCGAUAGGCGACAACAGGAGCGUUAGUCAUGCACCAAGUGUAGCAGCAAGCCGAAGAAGCGUUGCUCCUUCUGUAGCUUCCACUAACGGCGUUGCUAUGAAAAAGGCACGAGGCUCAACCACAACGGCAGCAGCAGCUCGUGCUCCUCAACGUCCGGCGGUAGCAAGGGUAUCUUCCAGCUACUCUGUCAAGGCUAGUGCGCCCAAAGAGAAGGAGAAUGACAGUGUCGACGCACUUACUUCAGGCUUGAAGCGGAUCACAUUGAAGAUGCCCUCAAAGGAGGAGCACGAUGCACGAGAGAAGGAGAAGAUUGAGAAGCAAAAGGCCGCUGAAGCACCAAAGAAAACCACUGCACGGAAGCCGCCAGCCGCUCGCGCUCCUCCAGCAAAACCCGCGACUAAAGCUGCAACGACUGCGAAAAGGGGACCAGGUCGGCCAGCAAAAUCGUCAAAACCUGCAUCGCCUAUCCCAGAAAGUCCCCAGAUGCAAGUUGCUGCUGCCGCGCCCCUCGAGCAACCCCAGCCAGUACCGAUGGAAUCUUCUAACGUCCUGGCACAGCCUUCGGCGCCACAGCCUUUCCAGGAUACACAAGCUUCGAUGGAUCCUCCAGCUGUAGAUCGUCGGAUCUCUAGCGAAAUCGUGCAACCGCCCACUGAGUUGCAUGAUAUGGCUAUAACACCGGAACAAAUCCGCGAGCAACUUCCUAUGCCAUCCUUUGUCACAGUAACCAAGCCACUCUCGAACGCUUCACCACCUUCUCGUGCCGAUACGCCUCCUCCCCCACCGCCAUCCAAUAUUUCUCAGUUCGUCAAUUACACGGCGCAGAGCUUCGGGGGAAACCCGGAUUUUGUGACUAUGCCGCCAGACACAUCAAACCCACAGGCCUCUGCAACUCUACAGUGGGUUGCCAACACACAUGCUGAGGAUACGACCAUGCCUGGUGUUCCAAUCAUGUCGCCGCCAAGCAAAAAGGGUGAUCUACCUGUGUUCACAGCGAACGGCGCGAUACCGUUCGCAUCGAACUGGAACGAAACGACAAACACGUUUAGGCCUGAGCAUACUGGUGUAGAGGUCAAGAAAGAGGGAAGUAUGAGGGACAUCUGGGAGGUACCUGACACACCUGCUCGCUAG
Messenger RNA from Alternaria atra, 3243 nucleotides. RefSeq lists its product as uncharacterized. Gene Ontology annotation, cellular component: nucleus. The transcript has a single exon. Gene Ontology annotation, molecular function: histone deacetylase activity. The coding region runs from base 1 to 3243 and encodes 1080 amino acids. The record is from RefSeq and is a predicted model, not a curated record. Lineage: Eukaryota; Fungi; Ascomycota; Dothideomycetes; Pleosporales; Pleosporaceae.